Molecule: messenger RNA, 1614 nt
Organism: Mastomys coucha (southern multimammate mouse)
Lineage: Eukaryota; Metazoa; Chordata; Mammalia; Rodentia; Muridae
Gene: C1qb
Product: complement C1q B chain
Exons: 5
Coding region: 100-1614 (504 amino acids)
Molecular function (GO): protein binding
Source: RefSeq, a predicted model, not a curated record
UCUGGGCGGUUCUUCACUGACCACUCUGAAACAGUGUCUUCCUGCCUGGGAGAGCAGGACGUCUCUGUGAUUAGGCCUGAAGUCCCCUACACACUCGGGAUGGCCGUGGAACCCAGCUGCCAGCCUCCAUGUGGACUUUAUCUGCUGCUGCUGCUUCUGGCCCUACCACUCAGGAGCCAGGCCAGCGCUGGCUGCUAUGGGAUCCCAGGGAUGCCAGGCCUGCCAGGGGCCCCUGGGAAGGAUGGGCAUGAUGGACUCCAGGGGCCCAAGGGUGAGCCAGGAAUCCCCGCCAUCCCUGGGACCCGAGGACCCAAAGGUCAGAAGGGCGAGCCUGGCAUGCCUGGCCAUCAUGGAAAAAAUGGCCCCAUGGGGACCUCUGGGCUGCCAGGGGAUCCAGGCCCCAGGGGACCUCCGGGGGAGCCGGGUGAGGAAGGUCGGUACAAACAGAAGCACCAGUCCGUGUUCACGGUCACCCGGCAGACCGCCCAGUACCCAGCGGCCAACGCCCUCGUCAAGUUCAAUUCGAUCGUCACCAACCCUCAGGGGGAUUAUGACACAAGCUCUGGGAAGUUCACCUGCAAAGUGCCGGGUCUCUACUACUUCGUCUACCAUGCGUCGCAGACGGCCAACCUGUGCGUGCACCUGCACCUCAACCGCGCCAGGGUGACCAGCUUCUGCGACCACAUGUCCAACAGCAAGCAGGUCAGCUCCGGAGGAGUCCUCCUGCAGGUGCAGAAGGGCGACGAGGUGUGGUUGGCGGUCAACGACUACAACGGCAUGGUGGGCAUGGAGGGCUCCGACAGCGUCUUCUCUGGUUUUCUACUGUUUCCCGAAGCCCCUGAGGCUGAGCUGAUGAAGACACAGUGGGGCGAGGUCUCAACACCCCUGUUCCUGUUGCUCCUGGGUUGGCUCCAUGUCUCCUGGGCCCAAAGCAGCUGCACUGGGCCCCCUGGCAUCCCUGGCAUCCCUGGCGUCCCUGGGGUCCCUGGCUCUGAUGGCAAACCAGGCACUCCAGGGAUAAAGGGGGAGAAAGGGCUCCCUGGACUGGCUGGAGACCAUGGUGAGUUUGGAGAGAAAGGGGACCCAGGGACCCCUGGGAUUCCAGGCAAAGUUGGCCCCAAGGGUCCCGUCGGCCCUAAGGGUGCUCCAGGCCCCCCUGGGCCCCGUGGUCCCAAAGGAGAUUCUGGGGACUACAAGGCUACACAGAAAGUAGCCUUCUCUGCCCUGAGGACCAUCAACACCCCCCUGAGACAGAACCAGGUCAUUCGCUUCGAAAAGGUGAUCACCAACGUGAAUGAAAACUAUGAGCCGCGCAGUGGCAAGUUCACCUGCAAGGUGCCCGGCCUGUACUACUUCACCUACCACGCCAGCUCCCGAGGGAACCUGUGUGUGAACCUUGUGCGUGGCCACGAUCGGGACCACAUGCAGAAAGUACUCACCUUCUGUGACUACGCCCAGAACACCUUCCAGGUCACCACGGGUGGCGUAGUCUUGAAGCUGGAGCAAGGAGAGAUUGUUCACCUGCAGGCCACAGACAAGAACUCCCUGCUGGGCAUUGAGGGAGCCAACAGCAUCUUCACUGGCUUUCUGCUUUUCCCUGACAUGGAUGCAUAA